GCCAGACACUCAGCCAUGAGACCGCUCAUCCUGGCCUUCAUUGGCAUCUGCUUUCUCACUGCACAUGUGGUAGAAGGUGUGGGCAGUGAAGUCCCAGAUAGGAGUAUCUGUGUGAGUCUAACCACCCAACGACUGCCCGUGAACAGAAUCAAGACCUACACCAUCAAGGAGGGCUCCAUGAAAGCGGUGAUUUUUAUUACCAAACGUGGCCUGAAAGUCUGUGCUGAUCCGCAAGACAAGUGGGUGAAAGCAGCGAUCAAGAGCGUGGACAGCAAGUCCAAAACCAAAAGUAACCUGCUUCAGACCAAGCCAACAGGAGCCCAACGCUCCACAAACACAGCUGUGACCCUGACUGGGUAGUGGCCUUCCGGUACCUUGUCCCCUCACUAGUUGGCCAGGUCAUUUCACUUUACAAGUUCAUGGAACAAUUAAGUUGUACUCACUUUUUAUGAAAGUGCUGCAUGAAUCAAAUUAUUUUCGUGUAUUUUUGUUUUUUAAUGUCUUUCAUAUUCAUUGAGAUGUUCUAAUUAAUAAAUAUUUAUUAUCAA
Molecule: messenger RNA, 548 nt
Organism: Lemur catta (Ring-tailed lemur)
Lineage: Eukaryota; Metazoa; Chordata; Mammalia; Primates; Lemuridae
Gene: XCL1
Product: X-C motif chemokine ligand 1
Exons: 3
Coding region: 16-360 (114 amino acids)
Biological process (GO): neutrophil chemotaxis; inflammatory response; chemokine-mediated signaling pathway
Cellular component (GO): extracellular region
Molecular function (GO): chemokine activity; CCR chemokine receptor binding
Source: RefSeq, a predicted model, not a curated record